AGGAGAAAGGAACUAGAGUAAAGCAGCUGCCUGUAAGUAUGUGUUUAACGUUGGUGUGCUUCUGCUUUCGGCUUUCAUAAUGAAAGACGGCCAGUUUAAAUGCGUUGCCUCUUAAAAGAAACAAGUUUAUAUCCUCUUACAAAAUUAGUAAUACAGCAUGCUGAGUCACGUCAGUUGUCAGCACUGGAGCAGGUUGCCCAGCAUGGUGGUGGAUGCCCCAUCUCUGGAGACAUUCAAGCUCUGAGCAGCCUGGUCUAGCUGUAGGUGUCCCUGUUCUUUGCAGGGGAGUUAGACUGGGUGACCUUUAAAGAUCUCUUCCAACUCGAAUGAUUUUAUGAUUCUCUUGUAAUUUUUCUUUUUCCUCUCUCCCUGGCCUUACUGAUUUGCCAUUUAGCUCUCUGUGCUUUUGGCAUAGUACUCCCAAGUGGAUUAUUCUGCAGUGGGGGUUUAACUCCUGCCCUGUGCAUCUGUGGGUUUAAGGGACAGCCUUUCUUGGAGUAAUGUUAUGGAGCUAUGUGGAAUAGAUUAUGCCUGUAACUUUCCCAACAAUGCUUGAUUUGCAAACUAAGACAAGUUGGCCUUUGUUCUAGAGUCUGGUCUCAGAAAGUGGCCUGUGGUAUGUGGAUAGGGUUGGUUCGUUUGUUGUUUCUGACGUUUUUAAUAAAUACUGUGCAUAGAAACAGAUAGGAGUGCUGCUUGUUUUUUUGAUUUAUACGUUUGUCACACUUGCAGCAAUUUUCAGUGUAGGAGGUUGUACCAUCCUUGUGCUUGAUAGCCUCUCUCUUGGAUGGCCUCUUCCACAAAUUCAUCUAAAGAGCUUUAGAGUUUCCGCACAGAGCAGAAGGAAUUAUGUUCUAAACUAAGACAGAGCUCUCAGUUGGCUGCCAACUUCUGUAGGAUAGCAGCUGCUGUGACCCUUUCUGCUUGUUCAGUCUCUUCUGUCAUUUUUCUGACCUGUCAAGGGUAACGGUGGGUUAUGUAGGUGCUCUGUACCACACAUUACUGGGUGACGUUGCCAUAAAAUUAGCUUAGUUAAGACUGCAAGGGAUUGCAUCAAUUUGCCUAAAAGCCAGUUAUCUGUUUUCACAUGGAAGGUGCCUGGGUGUUUAGUACUUGUAUCACCCACUUCAGGAGUUUGAUCCCUGCAAUGGCUGUGUGCUGUUAGUGUGGUCAGCCAGCUGGGAGGAGGAGGAAGCACCCCAGGGAGCAGGAGGCUUUGGGGAUGCAGUGAUGCAAGUCAGUUACAGGCUUAUUUGCUGUCCAAGUGAAUGCUGCUAACAGCAUUAGUUGCUGUGUUUGGAAUAGCUGACAUGGCGCAAAGCGCUGUGCGUUUCUCCUGCUGGCUCUUGGUGCCACCUCUUUUUAGCAAGAAAUACCAGAAUUCAUGUAUCUGAAAGCUCAUCCAUUACUCUGCAGGUAAAAAGUCUUGUGUUAACUUGGUGAACUACUUUCCCUUCUGAAAACUUUGAAGAAAUAAGUAAUUACAUAUUAAAACUUGAUUUCAGUUGUCACUGAAGCUGAGGCCUUCACCACUUGCAAGUCUGUAAGAGGUGCUGACUAUUAAUACAUCCUUCCUCCGAUUACUGUAUUUAGUCCAUGAAAUACUAUACUGUUAGCAGCUGGGAGGCAUGGCUUUCUGCAGAAUUGACACUUGGCAUUUAUUUAUUUAAUUCCAGUCCUUACUGUGUUGAUGACAACUUUGGAGUUUUCAAAUCCUGCAGUGCUGUAUCCUGCAGGUCUCACUGCUGCUCAGAACUGUAAGACAGCGAGAGAGAGGAGAACCACCGUGUCUCUGAUUUUACUGUUGUGAUUGUUGAGUUGUAUGAGUAGGGUGGACACAGGAAAUUCAGCUGUCACCAUGCACUAAAAAAGAGGAACAGGGUAGACUUGAGUGGAGGAUUGGUUCCGCAUAAAUUUUAUGAAUAAGAAUCAGAAGCCGGUGCUAACAGGCCAGCGGUUCAAAACUAGGAAGAGGGAUGAAAAAGAGAAAUUUGAACCCACAGUCUUCAGGGAUACUAUUGUCCAAGGUCUCAAUGAAGCUGGGAGUGACCUGGAGGCCAUAGCCAAGUUCCUGGAUUCAGCAGGCUCACGGCUUGAUUAUCGCCGCUAUGCUGACACUCUCUUUGAUAUUUUGGUAGCUGGCAGCAUGCUUGCUCCUGGAGGCACACGCAUAGAUGACAAUGACAAGACCAAGAUGACCCGUCACUGUGUAUUUUUUGCAGAAGAAGAUCACGAUGCCAUCCGAAACUAUGCUCAGGUCUUCAACAAGCUUAUCAGGAGAUACAAAUAUCUGGAGAAAGCAUUUGAAGAUGAAAUCAAAAAGCUCCUGCUGUUCCUUAAAGCCUUCUCUGAAACAGAACAGACAAAAUUGGCGAUGCUUUCUGGGAUCCUUUUAGCCAAUGGGACUCUUCCUGCUACCAUUUUAACAAGCCUCUUCACUGACAACAUAGUCAAAGAAGGGAUUGCAGCCUCUUUUGCUGUAAAACUUUUUAAAGCAUGGAUGGCAGAGAAGGAUGCCAAUUCUGUUACCUCUGCUUUAAGAAAAGCCAACCUUGAUAAGAGAUUGCUAGAACUAUUUCCUGCCAACCGGCAGAAUGUGGAUCAUUUUGCCAAGUAUUUCACUGAAGCAGGUCUAAAAGAGCUCUCAGAUUUUCUUAGAGUUCAGCAGUCACUGGGGACUCGUAAAGAACUUCAAAAAGAGCUACAAGAACGUCUCUCUCAGGAAUGCCCAAUUAAGGAGAUGGUGCUUUAUGUAAAAGAAGAAAUGAAAAGAAACGAGCUGCCUGAGCCAGCAGUGAUUGGUCUCCUGUGGACCUGUGUAAUGAAUGCUGUGGAAUGGAACAAGAAAGAAGAGCUGGUUGCAGAGCAAGCCCUCAAACAUCUAAAGCAAUAUGCCCCCCUGCUUGCUGUCUUCAGCACUCAAGGCCAGUCGGAGUUAAUCCUUCUCCAGAAGGUGCAGGAGUACUGUUAUGACAACAUCCACUUCAUGAAAGCCUUUCAGAAGAUAGUGGUACUCUUUUAUAAAGCUGAUGUUCUGAGUGAAGAAGCAAUUCUCAAGUGGUAUAAAGAAGCACAUGUUGCUAAAGGCAAAAGUGUCUUUCUUGACCAGAUGAAGAAGUUUGUCGAGUGGCUACAAAAUGCUGAAGAAGAAUCAGAAUCUGAAGGGGAGGAGAACUAAGACGGUUCAACAAAGCACAGACUCAAUCUAGGUUAAUGCCAAAUGCGCUUGGGAAUGCCAUACUGUUCAAGCAAAGAGGCUUUACUUCAGUGUCAUACAGAAAAUUUUAGGCUAGGCUUUCCUUUUGUUUAGAAGAAUAAAGGUUUUUAAUGGAGCCCUGAGGCAUUAGAUGCUUUUCUUGGGACUCUACCUCUGGCUCAUUGUACUCUAACUUAGGCAAAGACAUCCAGCAAGGAGCCAUAUAAGAAAAGCGAAACGAAAUACUUAUGGACUCCUUUUUAUUAACGGUCUUUUUCAGGUACUAUGAUAUAUGAACACUCCAAUUUCUGUUUAUAGAACUGUUUGGUCUGUGUUUGUAGCUCAAUAUUGGCUUGUGUAUGUGAUUUGACACCACCACAUUUUUUUGAAUAAAUGGCUUUUAUAUCUUA
Messenger RNA from Gallus gallus (chicken), 3606 nucleotides. RefSeq names its product basic leucine zipper and W2 domains 2 (gene BZW2). The record is from RefSeq and is a predicted model, not a curated record. Gene Ontology annotation, cellular component: membrane; cytoplasm. NCBI's taxonomy places the organism in Eukaryota, Metazoa, Chordata, Aves, Galliformes, Phasianidae. Gene Ontology annotation, molecular function: protein binding. The transcript has 12 exons. Bases 1919 to 3178 code for a protein of 419 amino acids.